This is a messenger RNA of Exophiala xenobiotica, 1125 nucleotides long. RefSeq lists its product as uncharacterized. The record is from RefSeq and is a predicted model, not a curated record. The coding region runs from base 1 to 1125 and encodes 374 amino acids. Lineage: Eukaryota; Fungi; Ascomycota; Eurotiomycetes; Chaetothyriales; Herpotrichiellaceae. The transcript is spliced from 2 exons.
AUGGCCCAAGUCUCAGAAAAGCCCGUCAAGCCACGGAAUGGAGGGGGUUGGCUAGCAGCAGGCGUCUUCAUACUGCUUUCAAUGCUCGCAGCCUAUUAUAUGCGCAUUGCAACUAACCUCGCUGGAAUUGGUGAAAAGAUGGAGUAUAUCAACAAGAUCAAAUACUUUCCCGACAAUGGUGUUUCACUCCGGACUAUAUAUACUGGGAUUGCCCCGCUGGACACCUUCCUUUCAUUUCUGGUGUCGGCAUUCCUCUCUGGAGCAGCAGGGUGGGACCGGGGAUUCUAUGUUCUUCAAUCUUACUUCCUGGUGUCCUUCUUCCCUAUCGUGACAAUUUUUUCGAUCGAAUCGUGCAGGAAACGCAAUCACCUCGCUUUGACCAGCUUCACCAGCAUAUGGGCAUUGUUCUACCAGACUGUCGGGGGCGCCGUCAUCAUCCCCUUGUAUUAUUUGGCAUACCUCCGAGAUUCCAGAGGGAGCAAAUACUGGUCGGCAGAGUCAAGACAGGUCCCCUUGGCUUAUGCAAAAGCCUUGUUACCAGCGUUGGUGAUCGGAUACCUGGUCCCGACGAUCUUGAUGUUCUUUCCAUACUCGGAGAAAAAUUACUGGACGACACAGGGAAUGGUCGCCCUAUGGCAGCCGUCACCAUGGUUCGUCAAUGCCAUUUUGUGGGCGUGUUCCUCGUUUUACGCCAGCUCGGGCUCAGAAGCCGAGGACACCGUGGCUCCUUUGGUCGACGUGAAAUAUCUGGGAUCCAUAUACUCCGUAGCUCUUAUCGUAUCGGCUAUCUCGCAUGUUGCCACGAUGAGCGUGUGUCUAUUCUCGGGCGAUCUGCAGCACUCAUUCAGUCACGUCUUUGUUCCGGGCAGCCUUACGAACGACACGCCCUUGUUUGAUGCUCUUCGAAUGAUAUUUCAGGUCGACUUUUGGAUCAUCUCUGCCGCUUCUCUGGUGUGGGCUUAUCUUGCGGUCUGGGAUCUUAAAAGGAUUGGCAAGACCGAUGUGUCACUGAUUCAGACCACGGCUGCAAUUCUCCUGGGCUCCAUUGUUGUUGGUCCUGCAGCUGCGGUUACAGGAGUAUGGUACUGGCGAGAGCAUAUUAUGGCGAAGAAGAUUUCUGCUUAG